Crotalus tigris (Tiger rattlesnake) is the source of this 5814-nucleotide messenger RNA. RefSeq names its product endosome-lysosome associated apoptosis and autophagy regulator family member 2 (gene ELAPOR2). Gene Ontology annotation, biological process: positive regulation of BMP signaling pathway. Lineage: Eukaryota; Metazoa; Chordata; Lepidosauria; Squamata; Viperidae. The record is from RefSeq and is a predicted model, not a curated record. Bases 231 to 3245 code for a protein of 1004 amino acids. The transcript has 22 exons.
GCUCCUCAGCCGCCCAGCAGCUGGCAAGCGAGCGGGUGGUGAGCGAUUCUCGCCCGGCCGGGAGGGCAGCGGACGGAGCGGGAACCCGUUCCAGGCCCGGGACGCGGCGGAGAGGAGCCGGGCGCUUGCAAGCAAGAUUGAAGCAACCUCCGGAGCAGCAGCGGCGGCCGGGCGAAGCUCCGCCGGGGGCGCGGGGAGAGCGGAGCCGGGGACCCUGCCUGCCCUGGGCGAUGAUCCGGCUGCGGGACGCGCUGUGCUGGCUGGGCGGCUGGGCGCUCCUGCUGGGCUGCCCGGCCGAUGCCGUGGCCGCUUCCGCCAGCCUGCAGCUGCCGCCCUGCCGAGAGGCAGACUACCAUUUCGAGUACACCGAAUGUGACAGCAGCGGAUCCAGAUGGAGAGUUGCGAUCCCAAAUCCAGGAGCCGAGUGUUCUAGCUUGCCUGAUCCCGUCAGAGGGAAAGAAUGCACUUUCUCUUGUGCUUCUGGGGAAUAUCUGGAAAUGAAGAACCAGGUUUGCAGUAAAUGUGCUGAAGGGACUUACUCGUUGGGAAGUGGGAUCAAAUUUGAUGAAUGGGAUGACCUGCCGGCGGGAUUCUCUAAUGUAGCAACCUACAUGGACAGCAUUCUUGGCUCAGCCGAGAGUAAAGCUGACAGCUGUGCUAAGUCUUCCUGGACCCCUCGUGGGAAUUACAUUGAGUCCAAUAGGGAUGACUGCACCGUCUCGUUAAUCUACACGGUCCACCUGAAGAAAUCCGGUUCCAUCUUUUUCGAGUAUCAGUAUAUUGAUAACAACAUCUUCUUUGAAUUCUUUAUUCAAAACGACCAGUGUCAAGAAAUGGACUCCACCAGUGAUAAAUGGGUGAAAUUGACAGAUAACGGAGAAUGGGGUUCCUAUUCUGUAACCCUGAAGUCAGGAACUAAUAUCCUGUACUGGAGAACAACUGGGAUACUAAUGGGGUCGCAGGUGGUGAAGCCCGUCCUUGUGAAAAACAUCACAAUUGAAGGGGUGGCCUACACGUCUGAAUGCUUUCCCUGCAAGCCAGGCACCUUUAGCAACAAAUCAGGUUCCUCCAUGUGUGAAAUCUGUCCAAGAAACACCUACUCAGAAAAGGGGGCUCGGGAAUGCACCAAGUGUCCUGAAGAAACACAUUAUUCAGAUGAAGGAUCAGGACAAUGUCUGGAACGCCUUCCUUGCUCCAAUAAAGACUUUUUCCAGAUCCAUACUCCGUGUGAUUGGGAAGGAAAAACCCAGCUCAUGUACAAAUGGGUGGAGCCCAAGAUCUGCCAGGAGGACGUCUCUGAAGCGGUGAAGCUACCUCCUUCGGGAGAAAGGAAGGAAUGUCCGCCUUGCAACCCUGGUUUUUACAACAACGGAUCAUCUUUCUGUGCUCCGUGUCCACCAGGGAUGUUCACUGAUGGAACUCAAGAUUGCAAGGCCUGUCCUGCUGGAACUGAACCAGUGCUUGGAUUGGAAUAUAAGUGGUGGAACAUUCUGCCUCUCAACAUGAAGACUUCCUGCUUCAACGUGGGGAAUUCAAAAUGUGAUGGGAUGAAUGGCUGGGAAGUUGCUGGUGACCACAUCCAGAGUGGGGCAGGAAGCACAGACAACGAUUAUCUCAUUGUCAACCUCCACAUACCAGGAUUUAAGCCUCCCACGUCAGUCACGGGAGCGAUGGGCUCAGAACUUGGACGGAUCACUUUUGUGUUUGAGACCAUCUGUUCUGCAGACUGCGUGCUCUACUUCAUGGUGGACAUCAAUAAGAAGAGCACAAACGUGGUGGAGUCAUGGAGUGGAGCUAAGGGCAAGCAGUCGUAUGCUCAUAUCAUUUCCAAGAACGCUUCCUUUACGUUCACCUGGGCUUUCCAAAGAACCAAUCAAGGCCAAGAUAACAGGAAACUGAUCAACGACGUGGCCAAGAUCUACUCGAUCACUGUGAGCAAUGCGGUUGACGGAGUGGCUUCCUCCUGCCGGGCCUGUGCAAUUGGUCUAGAACCGUCCGGCUCCUCCUGCAUCCCAUGCCCCGUUGGGCACUACAUAGAGAAGGAAACCAACCAGUGCCAAGAGUGUCCUCCCAAUACAUAUCUCUCUAUCCAUCAAGCCUAUGGAGAGGAAGCCUGUGUCCCUUGUGGGCCUGGGAGCCAAAGCACCAAGGACCGUUCUGCCUGCUAUAAUGACUGCAUGUUCUCCCAUGUCAGGAACAAUCAAAGUCUGAUUUACGAUUUUAGUCGUUUGAGCAGAGUGGGCUCAUUAAUGAAUGGACCAAGCUUUACAGCAAGAGGCACAAAAUUCUUCCAUUUCUUCAAUAUCAGCCUGUGUGGAUCCCAAGGAGAAAAGAGAGCCAUUUGUGCGGACAAUAUAACGGAUAUCACCCUGAAGGAUAUGGUGUCCGAGUCAGAAGACUAUUCCAAUGUCGUGAGGGCGUUUGUCUGCCAGUCGACCAUCAUCCCACCGGACAGCAAAGGCUUCCGCGCUGCUUUGGCCCUUCAGUCUAACAGCCUGGCCGACGUGUUCCUUGGAGCAACUGUUGAAACUACACUAGGAAAUGUUAACAUUAAGCCAGAAGUGUUUGAGCAGUCUAAAACAAAGCUACCCGAUGUUCAUUUCUAUUACAAGUCUUCAGGAGUUUCAGCCACUUGUGAAAAUGGCCGUGUGUCUGUUGUGACAAUGAGGUGCAACCCCACAAAACUUGGCCAGGGAGGCAUUUCAGUUCCCAGUUCUUGUCCUGCAGGGACCUGUGAUGGGUGUAUAUUCCACUUCUUGUGGGAAAGCGCAGAAGCUUGUCCCAUGUGUACCGAGCAGGACUAUCACGAGAUCGAAGGUGCUUGUAAAAAGGGGCACCAGGAAACCUUAUAUGUCUGGAAUGAACCAAAGUUAUGUAUAAAAGGGGUUUCCUUGCCUGAAAAAAAGAUUAUAAUCUGUGAAACGCUGGAUUUCUGGCUGAAAGUCGGUGCAGGGGUUGGUGCCUUCACAGGAGUCCUGCUCAUUGCCUUAACUUGCUAUUUCUGGAAGAAAAAUCAGAAAUUGGAGUAUAAAUAUUCGAAACUGGUAAUGACGGCCAAUUCAAAAGAGUGCGAGCUUCCGGCUGCCGAUAGCUGCGCGAUCAUGGAAGGAGAAGACAACGAAGAGGAAAUAGUGUAUUCGAAUAAGCAGUCGUUGUUAGGAAAACUCAAAUCACUGGCCACGAAGGAAAAAGAGGACCGCUUUGAAUCUGUCCAGCUGAAAUCCUCCAGAUCUCAAAAUAUAUGAAGAUUCAGCUUUGCCCAUUGACUCCAAUUUCUAUAUGCAGGGGACCAAUUUUUCAACUCGUGCUGGCCUACAUUGGAGGGUCAACUGGCUUCCUGUGAGAAACGUUGAGCGAUCCCUGGUGGACAAAGAAAGCAACAAAGAAAGAGAAGGAAGAAGAAGAAAAAAGGAGACACUGCCUUAUUGUGAGACUCAGUUGCCAAAAGCAAAGCCAGCCCUUGGCAUCCUACAGCUGGUUCAACUCAGGGAAUGAGGAACCAUGGAUGGUGUAGCCUGUUGGGUUGGCUCAGAGGCAGAAAAUGUGCAUGGCGUUUCCUUAAAUAUACAGUAGCAAGAAAUUAAGAAAUGGACAGUUUUUUGCCCUCCCUGCUUCUCAGUUCUCACCUUUUUUCCAGAUGUUGCUUCAUCCUGUCCUGGGAGAGAGAGGUCCUACCUGACACCAGGUAGAGACCUACCUGUGCAUUGCUCUGGCAUGGCCGAUGCUGCUUCUUGUUAUCCCUCAAGUUCCUGGCGGUCGCCGACAUGAAACUGCCUGCGUCUUAGAACGUUUCCAUGACCAGAUUCCACCUUGCCACGUUGAGUUUGCAUCUUGAAGUUGAAACUUCAGUUAAUACUUGAAACAGAAGAACUGUGGAUGGUUCCAGUCUGCAUCUUUGAAAAAGUUUCUUUCUCAUCUUUGGAAAGAAGUGUGCUUGACAUAGAGAGCAGUGUGUGUGUGUAUGUGUGUGGGUCUUGCUGAAGACUGGGAAUCUAGUUUCUCACCAGUAGAACCAGCCUCUUCCAGUUGCAGGUGGAUCACACUUAAAGAUAAAAAAUGUCAUUCUCUACUUGGUUAUCCAGAAAGACAGCCCUCUGUGUUCAGUGGGACUUGUUCCCUAACAAGAACUAUCAGAAGCUUGAUGUUGCUCACACUUACACCCAAACUCAUUGGCUUUACACAAACCCUUUCCUAUGGAGGUCCUUUCCCCCAUGAUUGUGUUUGUUUCGCUUACACCUUAAUCCUAUGCACACUCUUUUCAAGGGUGGUGUAGGAAAAUGGGACUGUAAUGAGGAACUAGCUGCCUUUUACAGCACUGAUGGCCUAUGGCUACCAAAGGUUAGACCUGGCUCUUCUUAAUGUCCGCGUUCACCUGAAUAGUUGGAUGCUUAAGGAUCAUGUUUGGUCUGUGCACACCUGUCUAGAUUGAAAGGGAAAUAAUCAAUGCAAAUUGGGCUUCAAUUUUUUUUUUGAUAUAAUCUUACUUCCUUGCACUUAUUUCCUUCUGCAGGUGGCAACAGAAAAAAUAUUCAAGGUGAACAGAGUCAGCAGUUGGGUAUAAGAGCAGUGAAGGGGAUAGAGGAGGAACGAAGGAGUAACUCAUGGACCAAAAGAGCUUUUUUGUUGUUGCAGAAUUAUUUUCCAGCAACUGAGAACCAUCUGAAUGGUAGCCCAGAGUUGGAAAGACCACAGGGGAAUUUUGGUCUUGCUAUGGCCCUCCUUUCUUCUCUCGACCAUGCCCAAUGUCAAAAAUCAGCCACAAGGAUGUCAUAUAAUCUUCACGUUUUCAGAAUUUCCAACAUAAAGGCUAUAUCCAUCAGUAUAAAACCAGGGAGAUAAAUUCUAUGAAAGUUUAACAGUAUGUUUUAUAAACGUAUAAUUAAGUUAUGGGUGAACUGGGAUUUUUAAUGAGUUCUAAUAGGUUCUGAAAUGGUUAUAAUGAAUUCUAAAAAUAUAUAACUGUGUGUAUAGUAUAAAGCACUGGAAAAAAACGAAGGGAGACUACUGUAAUGAGGGUUUUUUUUUUUAAAAAAAGAAAAAACAAAAAAGCCAUUCUCUGUGGUUUAUGGCAGACGUUUGAUUAAUAAUCCUUCUUUGAAUGAAACCAGAUCUGAAGCUGUAUGCAUUCUGAAUAAUUACCCCAGACUCCCAAUACCAGGUUCUGAAGAUUUAUUAAUCUUUCAUAGGAGGAAGAUAAUUAAAUUUACCCAAUGUGCGACAUACAGUUGCAGAAUAUAGGAUUUCUUCUUCUUUGUGCGUCACAGAAAUUCAGGGAGGGCUUGCAAAUUCCUCAUUGUUAAAAUUGCACUGCACUUCAACCCUGACAAACACAGGCACACAAAAGAUGCAACCCCCCCCCCCAAAAAAAAAACCCCAGCACAUUUUCUUUACCUCUGAAUGCUUGAACAAAACGAUCUGGUGCAUUUUUAUUCAGAAUUAGUUUGCAGGGGUUUCGGUGAGACUCACUCCUUACUCGCUAUGCUUUGGACUAUAAUUUUAAGGCAUUUUUUUUGUGUAUAUUUGAUGAGCUUCGUCUAUAACUUUAUCUUUACUUUAUUUGCUGUGAAAGUUUGGGAUACAGGCAGUCCUCAACUUACAACCACAACCGAGUCCAACAUUUCUGUUGCUAAGAGAGACAGUUCAGUGAGUUUUGCCCUAUUUUACUACUUUUUGUGCCACAGUUUUUAUAAGAAUCACUGCAAUUGUUACGUUAGUAACCUGGUUGUUAAGUGAAUCUGGCUUCCCCCAUUGACUUUGCAUGUCGGAAGGUCGCACAAAAAGGAUCACCUGACCCCGGGAUGCUGCGACCGUCAU